Molecule: messenger RNA, 975 nt
Organism: Rotaria sp. Silwood2
Lineage: Eukaryota; Metazoa; Rotifera; Eurotatoria; Philodinida; Philodinidae
Source: the annotation of a GenBank genome assembly
AUGUUAGCAUGGUCAAAAGAAAGUGAACAAUUGAAAUGUUUUGUUAAACAAAUACAAAUUGAAAAUAAAAAACUUAAAGAUAUUAUUCUGAAAUUUGAACGUAUGAUACUUGAUUAUAUGCAUGAAAAUGAAAGACUUAAACAAGAAAAUCAACAUCUUUCAUUUAUAAGUUAUUCAAAAAUACAAAAAGACAAUGAAAAACAAAAUUUUACAAAUUCAGAUGAAGAUAUUUGUUAUUUAACAUUAAAAUAUUUAACAUAUGAAGUAGCACAAAGAAUAUCAAAUAAUAAUGAACAAUCAGUAAUUUUAACUAACGAUUCCGAACAAGAUUUAAAACAACAAUUAAAUGAUAAUAAACGACAAAUGAAAAAUUUUCGCUUACAAAAUGAACGAUUAAAAAGUCAACUUGAAUCAUAUACAAUACAUUUCAAACAUGUUCAACAUGAAAUGAGUAUUCAAAUUCAAGAAAUGUCAGCAAUUAAAGAUGAAACAGAGAGAUUGCGUACAAAUGAAAUUCAAUAUCGUUUGGAAAUUGAUCAUCUUAAAUCCGAACUUCAUAAUGAUCAAAUAAAAAUUCAACAACUUGAACGUGAAUUAGCCACCAUGAAAUUUAAACAAUCAAAUAUUGAUAAUAGUUCAAUAGAUAAUCUUCGUGAAUUACUUGAAUUAAAAGAACGUGAAUUAAAUGCAUUGAAAGAAAAAUUAGAUUAUACAAAGAAAACUCAUCAAAUUGAAUUACAAGAAGCAAUUAAAUCCAGCCAGUUUUCACUUAAUAAUGUCAAACGUUUGGAACAAAUGGAUUUACGUCAUCAAGAAAAACGACGUGAAUUGGAAGCAAAACUUGGAAAAUUUCGUUCAAUUCUUAAACCGUUAAUUGAUAAUCAACAAUUACUUACUGAGAAUCCAAUAAUUAAUGUAAAUGAAUUAAAAAAAUUAGUUACUGAAGUUGAUACUGAAGAAAAAGUCACCAAGUAA